This is a messenger RNA of Naegleria fowleri, 4650 nucleotides long. RefSeq lists its product as uncharacterized. Lineage: Eukaryota; Heterolobosea; Eutetramitea; Acrasida; Naegleriidae. The transcript has 4 exons. The record is from RefSeq and is a predicted model, not a curated record. Bases 1 to 4650 code for a protein of 1549 amino acids. Gene Ontology annotation, cellular component: cytoplasmic vesicle.
AUGUCUUCCGAACAUCAGAAGGAUGAUCAGCUAGAGGCCUCACACCCAAAUUUAUUAUUGCAGGAUGGAUAUUUUCAUAAAUGCGGAAAGGGAGCAACUGGAUCAUUGUUUAAAAGGAGGUUCUUCCGAUUGUAUGAGAACCGGAUUGAAUACUGUACUUCUCCGAAAGAUAAGAAGAUUAAGGGAGAGUGUAAAAUAUCGGAUGUUUUGAGAAUUGAAGAUGCUUUCCACGGGCCUCAAAAUUACAGAUCGUAUGGUCUGUCAAUCAUUACCCCUAAAAGAACUUACAAAGUUUGUUUUGAAGAUGAUGCUACAAGACAAAUGUUCAAAGACAUCAUGACAAGGCUCAUCGAUAAGCAAUCAGAAAUGGAAGAUCGUCUUCACGAAGAAGAAGAAGAAGAAGGGUCUGAAGAGAAUACUUUAACAACCGAUUCAAGUGAAAUAGGGGAUGAAAACAAUGGGGAGAAUGAUGACAUAGAUCUUGAUGAUAACUUUGAUGAAGAGUUUGAAGAGAAUCCUCUGUAUGGAAAGUACAUGGAGUCAUCUUCCGAGUGGGAGGCGAAUUUAAGCUUUAAUCGAAUUAAGAAUUUUCCAGAUUCCUCGCUUAAAGAACAUAUAGGGUCCUUUCAAAGCGAUGAUAAUGUCUUUUCUAGUGAUGAGCUUAUAUCUCCAAGACAUGAUCUUUUCUCAGGUACUCCUCCAUCUUCCCAAACGUUAGAAGAAUUUAAGAAAGAAGACUGGAGUGACAACAGUGAAAAUCAUGAGGAUGUUACUCAUGUCCGCCCUUCUAAAAAGCAACUAGAAGAAACUAAUAGCAUUUUUGAGGAAGAAGAAGUCCUUAUAUCAAAGGGUAGUCAUUUCGAAAUUCAGACAAAAAUCCUCUUUCCUGAGAAAGAUGAGAUGGAACUGAUUGAGGAAGAAGAAAAAGUCAGAAAACUUUCAAGCAAAGAUGAGCAUAAAACCUUAUUGGCAGAAGAUCAUUUGAACAUAGGAUCAACCAAAAAUUUCAGUGAAAAGAUGACAGAGAAUCAUGAAUCGGAAAUUUAUUGGAGUGGAGUUGUUAAAAAGAUUGUGAAGGUGUUAAAGAAUGUAAAAAUUGAUGACAGAAGUCUUGUGAUUACAAACGGUGGUAUUUAUUUGCUUGGAACGAAAUCACGAGGUUUUGAAUUCAAAACAAGGGUGGGAUUUGACGAUAUAUCUUGCAUCUUAAUCAACGCUUAUGAGAGUGAAGAUAAUGAUACUAUUUCAAUUCAGCUGAGUAAUCCAACAAUCAACAAUGGUCACGAUAUGCUGCUUUCAUUUCAAGAAAAAACCAAAGAGAAAUUUUUAAACCACCUCAAAUAUGCUUACGAACGAAUGAUUCACAAACAACUUGUGAUUCAUGCUGUAGAUGAUGUGACUUUAUACUCAAGAUGCAAAAAAGGAGAUAAAAAGCCUGCACCUGUUCCUAUUUCAAAAGAGGAUAUAAUUACAUCAUCAGACAAUGAUUUUGCGAAACUUGUUUCUUAUUCUGAAUGGAGAACUAUAUUUAGGAGGUAUGGAGACAAGCGCGUUUGUUUCAGUGAGGAAGCUGCAUCCACAGCGAAGAAAACAUUUUAUGUCGUAACUAAUAUGGCUGUAAUCAAAACAUUGGACACUAAGGUCGAACGAAGAGUAGAUCUACAAGACAUUACUGAAAUAUGGAUUGACAGUGCAGUCAAGGACAGUUUUUUGUUGAAAGUUCCGUCAGAAUACGACUUUUUGAUUAAUAAUAUCCAAAAACGAGUAGAGGCCAUACAAUGCAUUCAAGAAGAACUGAAUAAGCUAAAUGUGGAGUUUAAAGUAAUCCAAACAGCAAACGUUCAAGAGAAGGGCCAACUUAAAAAGACGCAAGCGUACCGAAUGAAGAUGAAAAGGCAAAAAGAUCCAAAGAAAGUUAGAGAACGACUGCUUCAAGCUGUGAAAUCUAAGGACUUGAAUCAACUGGAGAAAGCAAUUAUUUCUGCAAGAGUUGCUAAUCUUACAAAUGACAAACUAUAUUCUCUUUGCGAGCAACAAGUCAAGAAUAUCAAAGAUGCAACGGUUGUCAAAGAAGAGAUGGAAGAGGCCUUUAACUCCCAAAAUUUGAAGAAAAUGAGAGAUCUUCUUAAACAAGCAGAACUUCUUCGGCCUCAUCUUACUCAGUUAAUUCAUAUCAUGACGCCAAAGUACACAGAGAUUGUCAAUACCAAACUUUUUAAGAAGAAAAUGGAGCAAGCAAUUAACAACAAAGACUACAAAUCGAUGAAAGAAAUAUUUGCAAAAGCAUUACAGGUUGGCCUUGAUAAGGAGGUUGAAAAAUAUAAACGAGAGUACGAUGCGAAUAUUCAAAAAGAUAACCUCAGAGAACUGCUCGCACAAAGUACAGCCAAUCGAGAUGGAGACGCAAUCAGGUUGAUAUUACUCCAUGCAAAGAGCUUAGGUAUUGAGCAUGAAAAACCUUUCCAGGAAGCAAAAAACACAAUAACCCAAUGCAAAGAGGAAACAAGAAUGAAAAGAAGGUUACUAAUGGCCGUUGAUGAGGCAAACGAAACAGGAAAUGUUGAAAGUGUGAAAGCUCUUAUUAUUGAAGCGAAAAAUCUUUUGACCUCUACCUCUUCAGCACUUCAUAACGUGAUUGAAAACUCAGUCAAAGAGAUGGAAAAGAUUAAACAACGAGUUAAGGUUAGACAGGCUAUGGAGGAGGCAAUACUAAGAAAGGACAAAGUCGCUCUGGAAGAAAUAAUUGAACUCAACAAGAAUGAUGAUAAACUGGACCUAAGUAGAGCAUAUAAUUGUUUAGAAUUAAUUCAGGUUGACAGAGAGCAAGAACAGCUUGCCGUUAUUUACAAACUAGAGGAAACUUUAGACUCUUAUAUUGUGAUGUUUGAAAAUGAACCAACAGAGGAGAACCAACAAAAGUUGCUUCAGGCAACCUAUGAAGCUGAACGGUUUGGUGAAUUGUCCGACUUGGUUGUUUCAGCUAGAAAUUUAAUACACAAGAAAAACAUGCAGGCUAAAAGACGAGAAAGAAAAAUUCUUUCUAUCAAACACCGGUUAACUCAAGGUAUAAAGGAAAGAGAUAUUGAGGCAUUGGAAAUUGUGUUGGAGGAAGGGCCUUCAUUUCCUGAAUUGGAGGAUGAAGUUCAAAUUGCAAAGCAAAUGUUGACUGAAUUGUAUCUUCACUUGCAUGCAAAAGAAAACCUGAUGGCCUCACCAAUAUCUAAAAAUGCAAGUGAGACACAAUCGACCAAAGAACUCGAAGCAUUCCUUAAAAACGCCCAACAAUCUCUUGGUACUGUCGAAAAAACGGUUGAACUCAAACUUGACUUUGAAGAUCUUUUAGAAAGAGGUGAUGUGGUUGCCUUGGCUAAAUUUCUUUACAAGAAUCAAAACGUUCUUUCUAAAGAGGAAAUUGAGAAAGCUUCUUCUGUGAUGGAGGAACUUUCAAAACCAGCUGAACAAAAAGAGGAAUCGGUGAAGACAAGGCCCAUUUCCUCGAAUUACCUCAUUUCUGCUCUUCAUAGCAAUAUUAUGAAUUUACUACGCUCGUGUGACUCUGACAUUCUAGAUCCAGCCACUGGACGAUAUAUUGUUCACCUAUUUCCUUUUGGUGAAGUCAUUGUGAAGAAUAUUACAUCAAUUCUCUAUCAGGACACACGACGACUUUAUUGGAUAAAAGAAAGAACACCCUAUGACGUGUUCAAAAACCUCCAGUCAAGCGCGGUUCAGGAAAUGCUAAGAGAAUUCGAAGCACUUGAUGCUGUUCAGCAACUUCCACAAGACAACUUUGGAAGAAGUGCGUCACUAUUACUCAUUCAGUUCUUUUUAGAUUCUGAUUUCUUUGUGUACGCAGCAAAUCAACUUCUUCAUGAUGAAACCUAUCUUUUAGAGUGUUAUGAGAAAUCCUCUCCGCUUGUUCAAGGACAAUAUAGGGACGAAGUGGUGGGAGUGUUCUCAUUGCUGAACCAAUUCGACUUUAGAUUUGGAUUAAGGAGUGAACGCAUGUCAACAACACCAGUUUCAGAAUUUUCUGCUGCCUUAUCUCCAUCAACAUCUUCGCCACUGGACACCAUGUCUUUGCAUCCCAUUCUUCAGCUUAAGGAAGCUGUCAAGUCCAUUGUUCAGUUUUUCUUCAUAAAGAAGAGCGUAGAAAAAUUGGAUUUGAUAGACAUUGGAAAUGGAGCGAAAUAUGUUGAAUUAGAUGGAUUGGUAAGAAAAAAGCUGUUUUAUGCUUUAAUGGAUGUGUUUUUGAAAGGAUUCAAGAGUUUUUCAAUUUUUAAAACGUAUCAUCUGUGGAACGUAAUUGAAGAGGCGGCCCGUCUAAAACAAUUUUCUGCGGUUGAUAUUGGAGGAAUUGGAAUUCCUUUAGCUGUGGAGAAGGUAAACAAAAUUGUGGAGGAGAGGUUGAUGCAUAAACAGCUGUCCAAUAUCGAAGAUUUGAAAUUUCGAGCGUUUUUGUGCUAUUCUCUCAACGAUCAUCAACUCUCAUAUUUCGUUCAGUCCAUAUUCAGGGAACAAGAUUUGCUUGCAAAUUAUUAUGAGCCUGAUGCAUUAGUAAGAAAUCAAGGAAUCAAAGAAAAGGUAGUGGCUUUGCUGUCCAAGCUUGACUCUUUGCCUUUUCAUCUCUCCUUGACAUCUGAAUUGUUAUAG